UUCCGCCAAGCCGGGGCCGCCCAAGCCCGCCCCGCCGCCGGACUAGCGUCUCUGCCCGCAUGGCGGCUUCCAACCGGCGGCUGCCAUGAACGGCGACCGCAGCCCCGCAGGAAGGGAGACUCCCGCCGCCGCCGCCGCGCGACUCCCGGCGUCCCUGAGGAGGCGCCACCCGGGCGGCCGCAGGCAUGGAGCGAUCCUCAAGGAUGAUGUUUGCAGGGAUUCGUGCUUCCAUUUUGAUUUGUGGUUUUAUUUCACUCUGCAAAACUGGGUCCUGGACUUUGGCCGGCCCAUUGCCAUGAUCGUGCUUCCCCUGGAGUGGUUUCCCCUGAACAGACCCAGCGUGGGGGAUUAUUUUCACAUGGCCUAUAAUAUCAUCACACCCUUUAUUCUCCUGAAGCUGAUGGAGCGCUCUCCCAAGGCUCUUCCCCGGUCCAUGGUGUAUCUCUGCAUCAUCGUAUUCGUCAUGGGGGCCAGCAUCCACCUGGUGGGCGACUCUGUCAAUCACCGGCUGAUCUUCAGCGGCUACCAGCUCCACCUGUCCGUCCGAGAGAAUCCAAUCAUCAAAAAUCUCAAGCCGGAGACUCUGAUCGACUCCUUUGAACUGCUGUACUAUUACGAUGAGCACCUGGGCCAUUCCAUGUGGUACAUCCCCUUCUUUCUCAUUCUGUGCAUAUAUUUUUCUGGCUGCUUCAUACCCUGCAAAGAACAACAGCCGAGAAUCCCUGUGGCUGCUUUACUCCUCAUUGGGCCCAGCAGCCUCUAUUACUGGUACCUGGUGACGGAGGGCCAGAUCUUCACCCUCUUCAUCUUCACCACCUUCGCCCUGGUGGCCCUGGUGAUGCACCAGAGGCGGAAGGGCCUCGUCAUGGACAGCAACGGCCGCUUCCUCUUUUACUCCUUCCUCCUGGCACUGGGGCUGGUGGCCCUCUGGAUCGGCUGGCUCUGGAACGACCGGAUCCUCCGGAACAAAUACCCCGGCAUCAUCUACGUCCCUGAACCCUGGGCCUUUUACACCUUGCACUGGAGGGAUCUGCCCUCCACGAAGGCCGAGAGCUUUUGAUGCGGUGGCUGCUAUGUUAUUUUGGGGGGGCACGGGGUCCUUUGGGCGAGCCAGCAGGGUUUGGGGUGGUGCCCCGCAGAGCCCAGAGAAGGGAGGCUCAGCGUUCCUCCCGUCCACGGCUGUUAUGCCCAGAGGAGCCUGAUUCUGCGCGUGGAUUCAUUUGGAAGCAGGUUCUCCCAAACCGGGGCCUCCUCCCAAAUCAAUCUUCACUGGGAGCCCUAGACUAGAACGAGGGCUGCGGGAAGACCCCUUGGAACCCGAACGAGAAUCUACCCAAUCUGCUGAUCUGACAUUCCUUUUGUAUUUGGGUUUGUAUUUUUCCCCAUGGUU
Notechis scutatus (mainland tiger snake) is the source of this 1390-nucleotide messenger RNA. RefSeq names its product CLN6 transmembrane ER protein (gene CLN6). Gene Ontology annotation, cellular component: endoplasmic reticulum; membrane. The record is from RefSeq and is a predicted model, not a curated record. NCBI's taxonomy places the organism in Eukaryota, Metazoa, Chordata, Lepidosauria, Squamata, Elapidae. Gene Ontology annotation, biological process: lysosome organization.